GAAUACCGAUACCAAAAUCAAAAUCACAUUACAGUGUAGGGUUUCACUUCUUUUGCAUUUGCGCGCCGUUUUUCUUCUCCUUCAUCACUGUCUCCGAUUCCGUUAGCCAGGAUUCGUUCACCUUUUCUAUUUAGAUCUUUGAACACUUCCACUUUUUUCCACAUUUGCAUUCUCAAUUCUAUUUUCUUGUGAAUUUCUUUCGAUUGCAGCAGAUUUUGGUGGUAUUUUUCCCAAUUCGUCAAAAUGUCAAACAUUAUCAACUUUGAACAAGGAUGGAGUAUUAUGCAGAAGGGAAUCAAGAAGCUCCAGAACAUUCUAGAAGGCUUUCCUGAGCCUCAUUUCACCUCUGAAGAACACACUUUGCUGUAUACGACCGUUUACAAUAUGUGUACUCAAAAGCCGCCUCAUGACUAUUCUCAGCCACUGUAUGAAAAGUAUAAGGAAACAUUUCAAGAUUACAUCGUUUCGACAGUUCUGCCAUCGUUGAGAGGAAAGAAAGAUGAACUUUUGUUGAGAGAACUGCUCGGAAGAUGGUCAAUUCACAAAACUAUGACCAAGUGUCUCUCUAAGUUUUUUCAUUAUCUUGAUAGAUACUUUAUAGGAAGACAGCGACUUCCUUCUCUUGAAGAAAUUGGCUUGUUGUCCUUCUAUGACUUGGUAUAUGUUGAGAUGCAUAGAGAAGUGAUGGAUGCAAUAUUAGCUAUGAUUGAUCGGAAAUGGGCAGGAGAGCCUAUUGAUGAAACCUUGGUUCAUAAUGCACUGACUUUCUACUCAGAGAUUGGAGAAAGCACAGGAAAAAACGAUCCAAAACACUUUGCUGAAACAACGAUUAAAGAAAAUGCAACAUUCUAUACUAUGUCGAGGCUACAAAUUGGCUAGCAGUCAGAAACAACUUCUCUUAUUUCAUCCAAAAUUAGAGGCAAUCCAAUCAGGAGGAGAUAAAUAUGCAGGGGCUAAACUGAUAUAUAGAUGCUCAAGCAAGAUUAUGAGCGACUCUACUAGCCUGUCUCCGUAUAAAAGUUAGGUUGUAGCCUCUUUUUAGAAGAUAUAGGAGUCCUACACCAUGAAAGUAAGAAUCCGGCUCAUUCUCAUAAUUACAAGGAUUGUGCAUAGCAUUCACAACAGUUUGGAAAUCACUCUCAAUGUAACAUGAACAAACCCCUUGGAAGCUGCAAGCCGAAGUUAUAAAAGGAGCACAGUUGCCUCACACUUGGCCACAGUACAGAUGGACGGAAACCAUGCAGUAUGCGCCAAAACAAAUUGUCCUUUGUUGUCUCUGAAGCACAUAUGCCAACACCCAAGCAAUUUUAAGCAGAGAAAAGGGGACAAUCGAUACUGCAUUUUAAGUGAUCAACUGCUGGUUUCUCUCAGGAAUGCAGAGGACGAGAUAGGAUCAUGUUGCAGCCUGGACAAAGUCUGGCUGCACCAGUUGAAAUCUCGGACAAUAUCAGCUGCAAGCUUCAUCAUUGUAGCAUGAAGCUGCAGGUUUAUUCUCCCUGUAAAAUAUGUGAAGUCUGUGUAAACUCUGUGUGUCUAUAAUGAGAUCACAAAGCUUGUAUUUAUAAUGGCUUUACCAUAAAUACAUUGAAUGCUUAUUUAGUAAGCACUAGCCUAGGAAGUUGAAUACUCUAGGAGUUAUACAAUCAAUCUAGGAAGUUGUACAAUUAAAGGGAUCUAAAGAUUCUUAACUUUAACACUCCCAAUGACAUGCAUUACGGCAGCACCAUAUAAUCCAUAAAGUGGUCGCAAAGGUUUAUUCUCCCAAUGACAUGACUUACGGCAGCGCCAUAUAAUUCAUUAUAAUUAUUGAUGGGAGCUUGUUUGGAUUUACAAACCAAGAGAUAGUUAACUUUGUUUGUCAACUAUCUAAUACUGGUGUUAAAUUUGCAUUGGAGAAAAAUGGUUUCACUAAGGCUUAAUUUCUUUAAUGAUGUUUUAUGUUUCUCUGAUAGUUAUGUAUUUGAAUAGUAGUAAAACCAGACAUUUAAUUAUCUUCAAAAUGCUGCCAUAUUCAUCAAAAUCCAUAAUAGUCAUUUGGUUGAAUUUGUGAUUUUCAUUUGAUUUUUCCAGUAAUG
Messenger RNA from Medicago truncatula (barrel medic), 2075 nucleotides. RefSeq names its product cullin-1. The coding region runs from base 244 to 879 and encodes 211 amino acids. Gene Ontology annotation, biological process: ubiquitin-dependent protein catabolic process. Lineage: Eukaryota; Viridiplantae; Streptophyta; Magnoliopsida; Fabales; Fabaceae. The transcript has 6 exons. The record is from RefSeq and is a predicted model, not a curated record. Gene Ontology annotation, molecular function: ubiquitin protein ligase binding.